GGACGACUCAAGAAACUCGCAUGUGAAUAACUUAUGCGGGAUGAUUGAUUUUUUGAUUAGCGCAAAGAAAAUCAAACAACUGAACACAGACGUUCUCCAAUAUAUAGGAAAGACGGUGUGAGUUUGGGUGUUUUGUGACGAGGACAAGUUGUUCCCAAGUCUCUGGGUGUGAUCACCGGCUCUCCACGCACGUGAUGAGUAAAACCCAUCAGUCAUUUCAGUAGGCAUGCUGGUCCUCUUCAGUCCCCUACUAGAUCUGUCUGAUGAGUGGGCCGCCCUCACGUCCCGCAUCACUCUGCCACGCUCUCCACCUGCACCUGUCGGACGUUAAUGGGCAAUAAUCGACGCGUUCGGGGAGAGAGAGAUGGUGGCGGCUGCUCGGUUCAGCACGCUGGACAGCGCUCGUGGAAGUUGGAGGGGACGCACGCGAAUUUAAUUGGAAAAAAAGGGCGCCGCUGGAGAGAUGAGCGACGGGUGACAAUGGUCGAUCUGAAGUGCGUGCUACCAACAACAGGCGCAGGUAACCCGAGAGCGGACUUUCUGGAGUGAGACAUGGACUUUGCCGAAACCCUUUUCGCUUUGUUCAUCGUCGCGGUCGCGCUCGUCUCGCUGUCGUCAAACUUGUUGGUGCUGCUAUGUUUCGUCCACAGCGCCGAGAUACGCCGACAGGUGCCCGGCGUCUUCACCAUGAACCUGUCCUUCUGCAACAUCCUCAUCACGGUUCUGAACAUGCCGGCCACCCUGGUGGGGAUUAUCAGGGACCAGCAGCCGUUCGGGGACUGCGUGUGCCACACGGUGAGCUUCCUGGAGACCUUCCUGACCGCGAACACCAUGCUGAGCAUGGCGGCUCUCAGCAUAGACCGGUGGAUAGCGGUGGUGUUCCCGCUCAGUUACUCCGCUAAGAUGCGCUACAAGGACGCGCUGAUCAUGGUGUGCUACUCCUGGCUGCACUCCUUCACCUUCUCCCUGACGGCGCUGCUCUUCUCCUGGGUCAACUACAACCACGCGUACGCGUCCUGCACCUUGCAGCCGCGCGAGGAAGGCGGCGACCGGAUUAAGUUCGCGAUCUUCACCGUCGUUUUCCACGCCACCAGUUUCAUCCUGUCGCUGCUUAUUUUGUGUUUCACCUACUUGAAGGUGCUGAAAGUCGCCAGGUUCCACUGCAAGAGGAUUGACAUUAUCACCAUGCAGACUCUUUUCCUGCUGGUCGACAUUCACCCGAGCGUCAAACAAAGAUGUUUAGCGGAGCAAAAGAGGAGAAAGCAGAGAGCCACAAAGAAGAUCAGCAUCUUCAUCGGCUCGUUCAUCAUCUGCUUUGCUCCUUAUGUAAUCACAAGGUUGGCCGAGCUCAUACCCUUCGUGGACAUCAACCGCCACUGGGGAAUCAUCAGUAAGUGCCUGACAUACAGCAAGGCUGCGUCCGACCCCUUUGCCUACUCCCUCCUACGUCAGCAGUACAAGAAGGUCCUGGUUACUGUCGUCAACAGGCUGCUCCGCCGUGACCUGUACCCCUCGUCUGGCCACAACAGCUCUUUAGACACGGAGAACGACUACUGCCUCCAGAGGAUCAGCUAAUGGCAAACGCGUGGACACGGCAGAGACACACUACAGGCCAAAAAUAAAGGUUGCCUCUUGGAAGAAGGUGUGGGCGGAGGAAAAGGACGAGGAGAGAGACAGAGAGGACAGGAUAUUGUUAGACGGGGAGAAGAGAGCAGAAAUAGGGGACAGGUUGUGGGUGGGAGGGGUGAAGAGAGAGCAUAAGAAAGGAAGAUAGUGGGCGGGGAAGAAUGAGAAGACAGUAAUGAGGGGGAGGAUGAAGCGGUGAAGGAAAGCAGAGAUAUGGAGCGAUGGAGACGUUGGCUUCAGACGGUAUUGGCAAACAAGUGAUCUGUGAUUCAUUGGCGAUGGGCGGAACACACAAAGCGCACACAGAUCAGACACAUCAAUUCCAUCGAAUAAGUCACGGGUUCAGAUUCAUCUACAGGUGAAGGAACACAACAGCUGGACACCGGCUCCUCCUUCUCUUUGAGCCACAUGUGUAAAGUGGCCUUUUGUACUCUACCGACCACUUUGUAAUGAUUUCUGCAAAUCCACAUGUAGUGACCUUUCCGCCGCUACAAAAACGCAGGGACGGAGGUAGAAGCUGAUGGUCGACAGGUGCCGGAGCGAAUAUGUGAAGAGAAGGAGAGACGAUGUUGCUCCUGCUUCUGGAUAGCGUACUCUUACUGUACGGAGACUCAACUGCUGCACAUUAUUGCCAUGUUCUGUAUCGACCAUGUUAGACUACUUUGCAGUGUCAUGUCAGUCACUGAAUAUUGAUGCACUUUGUCUAAUUCUCUCAGAGCUACUAUAGUUACAGGAGCCAAAGGCAAAGAACAUUUACACCAUGAUAUUAAAUGGUGAGGUUGGUGAUAUUCCAUGUUUUUCUUAUUGUCAACAAGUGCAAUGAGAAGACCAAACACCAAGUUCCUAAGCCACUUAGUCUGCAAAGCAUGCUUGGACACAUGUUUAUUUAAUUAAAUCGAACUCCCUCAUGAUUUAAACCAGCGCUCUCACACCUCCAGGGAUAAUGUGAUUUGAGAGUUUAUUUGAAGAUUGAGAUCUUUGGCUACACUCAUGUUAGUAGGAUCAAUUCAUCAUUGGUUUUGGUCCUUUCAUGGGAUUUCUUGAAAGUAAGAAAAACAGAAAAUCACCCGACUUCUCCUUUUAAGUGUGAGUUUGAAACUGAAUGUAGUAAAGAUAGCCCACGUUUGACUGAAAGGUAUUUGUACGACUGUGCUUAGUUUUGCCAGUUGACUGGAGAAGAUGUUUCUAUGGAUAUUUACAAUAUAUUAUUAUAUAUUUUGCAUUGUAAAGGAACAACUUUUUGUCUAGAUAAAAGGGAAGCAAUGUGGUGUAGCAUAGGAAUGCUUUCAAAGUGCUUUAAACACACCGUUUUGUGUACGUGCCAGAUUUGAAUAUGUGACUUUUUCAGAGGUUCUAUACUUUAACCAGAAUAGCUGCUUUAUUAUUAAAAAUCUAUUUCUUUUGGAUGUUCUUUAUACACAUGUUUUUUCCUCCCCUGUAAGCCUCUUGCUCUUUUUUGGCAGUGAUAUUAGCUGUAAGUGGAAUAUGUGCAAUAAAAGCUGUCAAUUAUAAAGCUUUUACAAAUAUUAAUGUUCUCACAGUAAUGCCAUUGAAUCUAGAUAAUGUCCUUUGAUUUAAUUUGUAAGUUUGUUAAUUAAAUUCAAACAGUUAAAGGUCUUGGACACUAAAUGACAAAUAGUAGGUCUUUUUUUUCAAAUCGAGAUCAGGAUGAUGGAAAAAUCAUCUAUUUAAUAUUUGAAAUUGAUGGAUACAGGUAUACUUGAAAGGAAUCAUAACUUAUUGACCGUCAUCAUGUUUCUGCAUCACAUUGUUUUGUUUGCAUCUGCUUUGUGCCCCUAAUUAUUUCAAAGAUGAUAUAUAUGGUGUAAAUGUCUCUGUCAGUAGCAUUUUUCCCAAGUGUAAUUAAAGAGACGGGUCAAAGA
Messenger RNA from Anarrhichthys ocellatus (wolf-eel), 3509 nucleotides. It is a transcript of the gene gpr78b, whose product is annotated as G protein-coupled receptor 78b. Gene Ontology annotation, molecular function: G protein-coupled receptor activity. The record is from RefSeq and is a predicted model, not a curated record. Gene Ontology annotation, cellular component: membrane. The transcript is spliced from 3 exons. NCBI's taxonomy places the organism in Eukaryota, Metazoa, Chordata, Actinopteri, Perciformes, Anarhichadidae. Bases 553 to 1575 code for a protein of 340 amino acids. Gene Ontology annotation, biological process: adenylate cyclase-activating G protein-coupled receptor signaling pathway.